Betta splendens (Siamese fighting fish) is the source of this 3359-nucleotide messenger RNA. It is a transcript of the gene jakmip1, whose product is annotated as janus kinase and microtubule interacting protein 1. The transcript has 23 exons. NCBI's taxonomy places the organism in Eukaryota, Metazoa, Chordata, Actinopteri, Anabantiformes, Osphronemidae. The coding region runs from base 597 to 3194 and encodes 865 amino acids. Gene Ontology annotation, molecular function: kinase binding; GABA receptor binding; microtubule binding. The record is from RefSeq and is a predicted model, not a curated record.
GCCGGCGACGCCCGCCCGGCUUUUUUUUCCCUCCCCCACGUCGAAGCCGUUCCAUGACAUUCAUUUAUUUAUUUAUUUAUUUCCUCCCGUGAAUAAAAUGUAAAGGCAUGUAUGACGUCGCUCGUGCGCCUAAGAACGUGCGUGUGGGCGUGGAGCAAAAGUAUCAAUGUGCAGCGCGCGAGCGGCGGGAGCAGCCGGAGCGGGAUCCAGUCCGUGGCUAAGUAGAGCAUGACAUCAGGGGAAAUACAACUUCAGCCCCGGUGCUAAUUGCUGGAAAAUGCGCGAGGAACAAAGUUGUAAAUGGUGGCCGUUAGCAGUUAGCAGUUAGUUGGUCGAGCAGCUUCAAGCCCAGCCUCUCUUCCUGGAUGUGAAGCACAGCCGAGCGGCGGCGACCCAGCAUCAGGCCACUUGUCUCCGCCGGACCGUCCAUUUCAGGAUCUCUGCAUCUUCCAGCAACAAUGUAGACCGUGGUGAAGAUGAUGAUGAUGAUGAUGAUGAUGAUGCAGCGCCUUGCAGGGAGGAGGAGUAGGGACUGACUCCUCCAUUUUGCCACACCUGGCACUCUAUGUCCAUCGUGAUUGGGCGGCCAGAGUGCUAUGUCAUCAACCACCCCACCGGCGGCACCACCCCUUAAAAAGGGAAGGAAGCCUGAGAGAUCGGAGGUGAUGGCUGACCCCGUGCAGGCCACCAAUGAAGAGCUGAGGAGCAAAAUCAUGGACAUCCAAAUUGAGCUGCAGCAGGAGAGGGGAAAGGUAUGCAAGCUGCGGGAGCGGCUCCAGGAGCAGCGGCAGGCUCGGGAGCUUGAACAGCACAAGCAUGCCGUGGCCAUCACCGACCUGCGUGCCAAGCUGCACGAAGAGAAGCUCCGCGAGAUCGCGGCCGCUCGCGAGGCGCUGGCGAGGCAGCACGACGUUGAGCUGGCGCGGGCCAUCAAGAUCCGGGAUGCUGAAGUUCAGAGGCUUCAGGGGCUUGUAAACGCGCUGAGGGACGGAGCAGCUGACAAGCUCAAAAAUGCCCUUCUUGCAGAGGCGAGGGAGGAGGCCAGGAGGGCCUUUGAUGGGGAGAGGCUAAAGCUGCAGCAGGAGAUCCAGGAACAGAAGACAGCCAGGAAACAGGCAGAGGAGGCGCUCGCCAACGCCGUGCAAGCGGAUAAAGCCAAAGCAGCGGAUCUCCGCACGGCGUACCAACAGCACCAGGAUGAGGUGCAUCGCAUCAAACGCGACUGUGAGAAAGACAUCCGUCGCCUGAUGGAUGAGUUGAAGGCGAAGAACCGCGUGGUGGGUGCUCUGGAGAGAGAGCUCGGCGUGCAGGCCGGCUACGCCCAGAAACUGCAGCUCCAGAAGGAAGCUCUGGAUGAGCAGCUGGGCCAGGUACGGGAGGCUGAGAGGUACAACCACGGCAGCCCCAAGAGGGAAGUCAUGCCUGGCCUGGGCGACAACCCAGAUCUUCUCAACAACCAGUUUUUACCUUCCUCCUCCUCUCCUCUACCCCCUGCUCAACAGGACACCGAGGAGCGUGACAUCAGGAGGUUCCAGCUGAAGAUCGCAGAGCUUCACUCUGUGAUCAGAAAGCUGGAGGACAGAAAUGCACUGCUGGCCGACGAGAGGAAUGAACUAUUGAAGCGGGUGCGAGAGGCAGAGAGCCAGAUGAAGCCCAUGUUUGAGAAGAACAAGCGCCUGUCCAAAAAGAACGAUGACCUUCUGCAGACGCUGCAGCGGAUGGAGGAGAAGCUUAAGACCGUGAGCAGGGAGAACGCUGAGAUGAAAGAGAAAGCCUCCUCCCCUCGACCACCCUCACAGCAACAACUCAUUCAGCCACAGCUGAAGCGGCCCAGCUCCCUGACAGACCUGAGCCAUGCCCACGAAGAGCAGGAGGUGGAGUUCCUCAAGCUGCAGGUUGCUGAGCAACGCGGCAUCAUUGAUGAGCUCAUGCAGGAACGUGACCGAUUGGUGAUGAGCAAAAAGACCAAGAGGAAACCAUUCAAACUGUCAAAAAGGCAUGUUGUGGAGACAUAUUUUGGAUUUGAUGAGGAGUCGAUAGACUCCGAGACCUCUUCUCUCACAUCCUAUAACACUGACCUCACUGACCGCACACCUGCAACUCCAGAGGAAGAUUUGGAAGAGAGUGUUUCCCGUGAAGAGUCAGAGCUUCGUUUCCGUCAGCUCACCAGAGAAUACCAGGCUCUUCAGCGGGCCUACGCCCUCCUUCAGGAACAGACUGGAGGCUCCCUGGAUGCCGAGAGGGAGGCCAGGACACGUGAACAGCUGCAGCUGGAGCUUAGCAGCUGCCAGGCCAAGAUCAUGGAUCUAGAAAAGGCCCUGGCCGAGAGGGGGCAGGAUUCGAAGUGGGUAGAGGAAAAGCAGUACUUGCUCAGGACCAACCAGGAACUUCAUGAGAAGAUCGGUGUGUUGCAGCAGGCCCAGUCGCGGCUGCAGGCUGAAGUCCAGGAUGCCCGGGACCAGAACGAGCUGCUGGAGUUCAGGGUGCUAGAACUGGAAGAGAGGGAGCGCAGAUCUCCUGCCCUCAACCUGCACAUGUCUGCGUUCCCUGAGAACAGCAGCAGUGCCCUGCAGAUCUACUGCCACCAGGAGGGAGUCAAGGAUGUAAUUAUUCCUGAGCUGAUGAAGAAACUGGAUAUCUUGGGGGAUAAUGGGAAUCUCAGAAAUGAAGAGCAGGUAGCUGUGAUCCAGGCCGGAACCGUGAUCUCUCUGUGUGAAAAGUGGCUGAAGCAAAUAGACAGCACCGAGGCCGCUUUGACACAGAAGAUGAUUGAUCUGGAAAAUGACAAGGAGCUGUUUAGUAAGCAGAAAGGAUUCCUUGAGGAGGAGCUGGACUACAGGAAGCAGGCCUUGGACCAGGCAUAUAUGAGGAUCGAGGAGCUGGAGGCCACGCUGUAUAGCGCUCUGCAGCAGGAGCAGCCGGCAUGCCAGGCGGUGGCCGAGUCGCUGACAGACAGGCAGAGGGAGGAGCUGAGGCUAGCCGUGGACAAACUGCGGCGUCAGAUUCUCCGGCAGAGCCGGCAGUAUGACAGUCAGAUCUUACAGGAGCGCAUGGAGCUCCUACAGCAGGCCCAGCAGAGAAUUAGAGAGCUGGAGGACAGGCUUGACAUGCAAAAGAGACAAAUAAAGGAAAUAGAAGAAAAGUUUUUGUUCCUUUUUUUGUUUUUCUCUUUAGCAUUUAUUCUUUGGCCUUAAAGACAGGGACUGUGGGCCCACAUCAGGUGUUCAGGUGCUGCGGAGGAGACCAAGGAUGAAACAAAACCGAACUGUUUUUUAUGCAUUUGUAGAAAGCUCUAAAACCCUAUGGCCUUUUUGAUAGAUUUGCACUUUUGCAGAAGACCCUUACCUGGAAUGCAAACA